GCUCCCUCAGCAGCAGCAGUCAGCCUGAACGCUGUCAGACGCUGGUAGUUUCAAUCUCCGCUGACUCUUUCAGGAGUUAAACCGGGUUAGGUUCAGCCGCUUUAUUGGACACUAGAUUAUUUUGUCUUUUUGUAUUUGUUUUCUCUCCUAAACGGAACCGAUAAAAGUGAAAACAAUGCGACUCAUCCAGAACAUGACGACCAUUGCGGAGUACACAGCAUCUGAAUACUCUGUUCUGAACCGGGUCAUAAAAAUAGCUGUUAUUGGAGGCAGCGGAGUGGGGAAAACAGCUCUUGUGGUGAGAUUUCUAACGAAGCGCUUCAUCGGAGACUAUGAGAGAAAUGCGGGUAAUCUCUACUCCAGAGAGGUCCAGGUGGAUGGAGAGCAAGUGACCAUACAGGUUCAGGACACUCCUGGUGCAGAGAUGACUGAUAACGGUAUCAGUAUUCCUGACCAUGUGACCUGCUCCAUCCAGUGGGCAGACGCUGUGGUGCUGGUGUACUCUGUGACAGAUCGUCGCAGCUUCGACUUGAUUGAUCAGCUGCAUCAGCUUGUUGUCCGUGCCGGCACUGCCAGUAUGCCUCCUGUUAUCCUGCUUGCCAAUAAGGCAGACCUGCUGCACCUGAGGCGUGUCGACUCGCAGCAGGGACCUUUGCUUGCAGGAACGCUGGGCUGCUCCUUCUAUGAAGUGUCUGCCAGCGAGGACUACAACCAGGUGCACGGGGCCUUCCACAGAUUGUGCUGCCAGCUAGCCAAGCAGCCGCCUUCUCCGUCCAGCCCACCACACACCUCUGCCAGCUCUGCCCCAGAGAAAAGGCGCUCGCCCCUCAUCCCACGGCCAAAGUCUCCCAACAUGCAAGAUCUGAAGAGGCGUUUCAAGCAGGCGCUGUCGGCAAAAGUGAGGACUGUCACCUCGGUGUGAAGCAGACCAGAAACUGGACCUGGUCACAGAUAAAAGAAGACAGAGAAGAUGAAUGCUUCUUUGAUAAAGUCCUGGAUCAGUCUGACUGAAGAAGGGCAGGUGGAGAUGAACAGUAGUAGCAUCUUUACAGCUGGAGGCUAUGAAUCUUUGAUGAGGUAACAGCCUUUUAGUGGGCAAGAGUCUGCCAUGUCAGAUAACUUGUAAAGAGAAGCAAGGACAAAGUUCAUCAUCGGUUUGAGAGGAAAAAAAAAACCUUAUAUCACAGAGAAAGUCGACUGAGGCUGAAUGAACUGAAAACUCUGUAUAAAAAAAGAAAAAAAGUGUAAAUGAAGCUCUCCUGGCAACAGCAGCUCUGAAGGACAGCUUAUUUUUAGCUGUGCAGCCCAUUCUGGCAGCUCUUUAUUCAGACUGGUACUACACAGCACUGCUAAAUGCUGAUAUUAUACCAACCACUUAAGCCAGAACUCUGUGGAGCUUCGUGCUCAGUCUUUAUGUCAAAAUCUGCAGUGAAUAUGUAUAUAUAUAUUUUUUUUUAUUUGCAGCUUUCAGAACCUUGACUGUGCAUGAUGUGAUGGGGCGGGGGGUUUGCGUGGGGCAGCAGAUGGAAGAUGUAGCAUGUGUUGGUUAUGAUCACUGAUGCACUUUAUGAAAAGUCCAAAGGGCCUAUUAUUUAUUUGUUACAAAUUCACAUUGUGCACAAUAAAAUGAUGACUUAAAGUGAAA
Molecule: messenger RNA, 1645 nt
Organism: Melanotaenia boesemani (Boeseman's rainbowfish)
Lineage: Eukaryota; Metazoa; Chordata; Actinopteri; Atheriniformes; Melanotaeniidae
Gene: rasl11b
Product: RAS-like, family 11, member B
Exons: 4
Coding region: 176-922 (248 amino acids)
Molecular function (GO): GTPase activity; GTP binding
Source: RefSeq, a predicted model, not a curated record